Molecule: messenger RNA, 429 nt
Organism: Fulvia fulva
Lineage: Eukaryota; Fungi; Ascomycota; Dothideomycetes; Mycosphaerellales; Mycosphaerellaceae
Exons: 1
Coding region: 1-429 (142 amino acids)
Source: RefSeq, a predicted model, not a curated record
AUGGAUCUGAGGAGUUUGCGGAAGUUUACGUAUACGGCGAUUCUGCCUUUUGCGACGCACAUGGACUUUCGGGGUUUGUUGCCGUAUAUCGACGAAUUGGACGUCAAGCUUGCGCCGGAUGUGGAUUCGCAUAUCUUGGACGAUAAAGAGCGUGUCGGGACGGCGCAAUUGGAUGAUUGCUGGCAGGAGCUGUUCACUGCGUAUCGGCUGAUUAUACGGCCCUUCAGAACGUUCGAUAUCAGGCCCGAUGGUUCGCCAAAGCUUAAGAGGUUCAUCUGCAGGGACAUGUUGCAUCCAGGACUUCGGGAUGAGCUCGAUGAUGAGUUCAUCUCCUUGUGCUUGCCGGUAUGGGCUGAGAUGUCGACGCCUGGGGUGUUUGAACGGCAAGCGGACGUGCCGCAUCUUCCGGCGGAUGAAUUUGCUCAGUAG